CAAUGCAUAACUAUACAAUAGAAAAAGUGAGAAUUAUAUAUAUCAUGUUACUUGUUACAAUCUUGCACAAGUAUCUGUAGCUAAUGUAACAUCUAGUUUAAUUAUGGAGAUUGACGUUUCUGAAGGUCUGUACUCGCCUCCUACAGUCAUUGUCACCGAUUCUUGUCACGAGAAGAACGUGUCUCUAGACGAAUUAAAGCCAGGUUUUUCAAACUCCCAGCGUAGGCAUAGUUCCGUCGAUCUGAAGAGUUUUUUCGGCAUAAGCGAAAGAGGUAGGCCUACUGUGAACGAAAUCGCGCAAAGUAGACCUAAUGGAGUCGCUCAUACUUCGGAACUUGGAGAUACCAUCGAUUUACCGAUUCCUCCUCAAGAACGACGUCGAAGUUUUAGUGGAUUGAUACAAGGAUUAUCAUUAACUCGUGUGACCAACCGAAUGGAUGCGUCACCCACUAAAGAGAAUGCACCAUAUUUACACAGACAAUAUGAAUUUGAAUCUGGUGGUCUUCUUCUGGAUGAAACAGGUAUUCGAGAACGCAGUCGAAGUGUUGGUGAACUUACGAAUAAUCUUGUGUUUGGUGAUGUUGUCGGGGGUGUUAGUAAAAUAAAGCGUUUGUUCUCAAAGACAGACUCAGAAACUGACUUGCGAACAUCGGAACAACGCCAAAAUGAUCUGAAGCUGAAACAUGCAAGAGCGGAAUCCUGUACACUACCAGUGGGAAUACGGCCAGACUACAAGAAUUUUGCUGAUGAUAAAAAACGCUGGUCUAUGCAACCGACACCAGCUUUGACGUGGGGACGUCGCCGUGUCAGUCAAUUGCUUGAUUUCGAUUUAAAAUCUUUAUUCAAACAAGAGAAGGCAACUAAUAAUGUAAGCCUACUAGAUGAAGAAGGCAAUCAGAAUGUUGAUGAGAAUCACCAAGAUAAUGACACAGCAAUUGAGCUUAGUAGUGAGCAAACUAUAACUAGCUUGGUCAGCACACGUCAGCAGCUGGCUUCGUCAGAAGAGGUUAGAAGCGAUGACGAACAAAAGGACAAAUCACCUGCUGUGGAAAGUUAUGAAGUUUUAGAUGAUGACGAUGAAACAAUAGAAAUCAUCAAUGAUAAUGUUGAAAAUCAGAAUAAUGAAACAACACCUAAUAAAGAAAGAAGUCAUGAAUCUAAUGAGCUCCAACAAAUUAUCCCACCCCCAAAUCUGGCCCCUAAGCUGAAAAGAAAUCGCUUUGCGGGUAGAAAACGUCAUGGGCAAACCAAGCAACAAAACAUACAGCAGAAACCAUCUCAACUCUUUGUUGCUACAGCUAUAUUUGGAAUUAUAACUAAGGAUGAGUUUGUUGAGUUCUACAAUCAAGUUGUACGAACACUGCUUCACCCCCUGGGAAAAUUUGACUGUUCAGGUAUAAGCCCCUUGGAACUUGUUUCUCAUCUUCAGAAGGUUUUAAAUGUUGAUCAAGCUCUUCAUAGCAGUUUAAUUAAAGAUCAAGUUAACAAAUUGCCUGAAAAGGUUAUUCUCAAGUUGAGAGUAAUUGAAGCAAAGGACCUUAAGCCAAUGGAUUCCAAUGGCUUAAGUGAUCCUUACUUUAUGAUAUCACUCGGAACUAAGACAGCCUCUCGCAGUGGUACACUAGAAAGGAAGUCCAAUCCAAACAUGACCCCACAAGUGGAGAGAAAAACAGACAGCAGUGAACAUUCUGAGACCACACCCACUAGUGAACAACUCAAGAAGGACACCAGUAUUGACGAUGGUGCAGAAAGUCGCAAAAACAAGAAACAAAAAAAGAUUGCUCGCAUCAAAAGUACCGGUAAAGGUGAUGCUAAAAUGUCUACAGACAGCAAUGCAACUACAGAGACAGCACCCUCUGGUGACCAACUUAAAAAGGAAGGGAGUGUAGAUGAUGGUUCAGAAAAAAGCAAAAACAAGAAACAGAAAAAAAUCACUCGCAAUAAAAGUGGCAGUAAGGGUGAUAUUGGUACUAAGGUGGUGUCACUGGAUGAAGAUGGUGAUGAUGACCCUACUUAUGGAACAACUGACCAACUCAAAAGGGAAGGAAGUGUUGAUGAUGGUUCAGAAAAAUUAAAAAACAAGAAACAGAAAAAAGUUGCUCGCAAUAAAAGUGCUGGAAAGGGUGAUAUGGGUACUAAGUUGUCCUCAAUGGAUGGAGAUGGUGAUGAAGAGCCUGCCUAUAGAACAACGGUUGCUAAGGAGACGCUACAUCCUAUUUGGAAUGAAAUAUUCCUCAUUGAAGUAACCAAUGUUGAAGACCAACAACUACAAAUGUUCUUGUGGGAUUGGGAUGAGGAAGGUUCCUUGUGGAAUGUCACGAAAUCUCUUGAUCGCAAACAUAAAUUAGCAGGCGUGCAAACAAUCUUUCGACACAUGAAGCAGACCAUGGAACAUGGUAAAAGUAUGGAUGACUUUAUGGGGCAGUUCUCAGUCUCCCUUUGCGAGAUCUCGGCCUCUUCUCGCAUUGAUAAGUGGUACAAGAUUAAAAAACAAAGUAAAACGUACGGCCAGUGUCGACUACAGAUGCAAUUUGUAAUGAAAUCGGGUGAUGAAGACAAUACUGUUAGUCAUGUUGUUAUGUAUUAUAAACUUUCAAAAGCAAUCCACAAGUACGAAGGUGAACUAACAAUGCAGGAAGGAAGCUGGGAUGGUAAGCUGAGUGCGAAGAGUAAACUAGCUCUCGACCUGUACGCUGUUCAACGUGGACUUACUCAAAUGGCAGCACUUAACAUAGAUCUAGCAGCCCUUCUUGAAUUUUUCGUGGAAAUGAAAGCAGUGCAUAGUUAUCGGACAGAAACAGAUCAAAACACUAAAGAGGGCCACACAUUAGAUGAAAAGGCUAUCCAGGAAGCAACAAUAGCCAUCCACGCAGAAAAACUUGCUAUGUCAAGCCUAGCCAUAUAUGGGCUUGCGGGGAAGGGAUCUGAAGAAGACAUGUCCUCUCACCAGGGCAUUGCAGCACCUGAGCCCUCUGAUAUAUUAGAAAGCUCUGCCAGUUUAUAUAUCACAGAAUGUUUGAAGAAACUUGAUGAGUGCCCAGCAUUUUUUCCCCCAACCCAUGUUGAAAUUCUUGAUCAAGUUAAUGAAAUCUGCAGGUUGGAUAGCAUUCAGUCUCUCCUCAAAGUCAAGUUUGAAAAUAUUGGUUCUGGUAUAAUCAAGAAAGUUCAAGGUCGAAUUGUGUCAGUCAUCAAGGACCACACCAAACAAUGGCUGCAUGAAGUUUUACAGCAAGUGACUCUCCCAGAUGGGGACAUUGAAUCUGAGGAAUUAUGUGACAAAAUUCAGAAGCUGAAUGAGGUGAUUCGUCAGGUGACAGUCAUUUGUCGCACUAAUGAUGCUUUCAAGAAGUUCUUCAACAAGUUGCAAGUGGACUACUUUGUUGUUGUGAGUGAGGAAGUUGAUCAAAGUGUGUCCAAAGUGCUUCAAAAUGUUCUCAGCAAGACCGAUAGUUUUCUCCAGCGUCACAAAAAAGUACCAGAGAAAGUGAACGAUGCAAGCAUUGCAACAUUGCAGCUCUAUAUGACAGUCAAACUCAUCAGGUUUUUACUCAAACAGAAUGUUCCUUCCAGCGAUGAACUUGAUAUCAUCAACUUCCAUGAUUGGUUCCAGAAUUCUUUGAUAUUUUGGAUGAUGACCUUUCGCUACGAGACAUUCAACCGUGUUCUGAAAGCAUUAGAAAUGGACAAGGAUGUGAAGCUAGUCCAUGCGGUUGUUAAGUACUCAAACUCAGCUGUAGAUGUGCAGUCGUGUUUUGCAAAGGUUACUGAAGAAUGGCAGAAUAUUAACUUUGGUUGCAUUGAUAGUCGAUUGAUGGCCAUAACAAAGAUAACCAUACUUGUGUGUGAUGGUGCCAAAUUAUAUGCAGAUAAGUUAUAUGGAAUUCUAGCAGAAAAUGGCUUUUAUGAAGGAGGAAAGGACGGUAGCAAUUUUGACAUCAAAGACAAGCUUUGUAUCACAUUGAACAAUAUUGAACACGUAAGGGCAUACCUGGACAACCUACCAUCCCUGCUGAGUUGGGAGAGGAACGUAGAAGCACUUGCAAAGCAUCAUGGGAAUGAAGAUGCAGGAAAACGAACAUACAAUGCUUUACAACGUCUGACGAACAAGACAAGCGAGGCCAUACUGAUGAAGACAGCGCAGAUGGAACAGCAGAUUGCACAGAGAAUGUGUGCUGAAGUCAGAAAAAGCAUUAAACAUCUUGUAAACGACCCAAGUAAACAAGACGAGAGUCUGGAUGCAGUGCUUAAAUAUAUAGAUACCAACCUCCAGACUAUGUACAACCAAUUGAUGCCACAGAUCUUUCCACGUAUCACAAAAGCGUUAUGGAUUGAGUUACUGGCACGUUUUGUUGCACUAAUUAAAAAUGGACAGGAGAUAUCCUACUAUGAAAACCUUAAAUCUAAUUUGGAGCAGCUAGAAAGUUACUUCCAGCAUUCUGCUGUCAUCCUCAAGGACUGGCAAAUGCACAACCUAGACUAUGCAUAUCUCUCUGGAGAGUUACAAAUUAACUUACAGACCACUGAGCAGCUCUUACUCAAGUUCUUUGCAAUACUUGGCAACGAUAUGGUUACGCAAAAGGAUGAUUGGGGGCAUAUUGAGGUGCAGGUGGGAAUGCAAACCACAGACAACAAUAAGGCUAUUGUUCAUGUCAAAGUUUUGAAUGCAACAAAUUUACCAGGGAUGGAUGCUGAUGGAACGAGUGAUCCAUUUGUGUUGGUGGAGCUGUGUCCAGAAGUUACCUUCCAUAAAAACAAGACACACAAAACAAGAACAAUAUCCAGCAACCUGAAUCCAGUCUUCAAUGAAGCAUUUGAGUUUCAUGUUUCUAUGGAUUCUCUGGCUCUGAUGGGAGCUGUUCUGCAAUUUACAGUCAUGGACCAUGAUCUAUUAUGGUAUGAUGAUUUCAUCGGCGAGGUGUUCAUUCCUCUUGACCAGGCCUUUGCUAUGCAGGAUGGUCAAACAAUUGACCAUUGUCCGACCAAAGUCCUGCCUAUCAAGAGACCUCAUGAAGAGGAGAUGCCUGUAUGUUAUCAGGUUUUAAAAGCACGGAGCAAAUGGGACAAAGAUGCCAGAAACUUCACAACAAAAAGACAAGCAACUAUGAAAAUGAAGAAAUCUAGAACAGACAAGCCGUUAAAACUAACACCAAACAAUUCUCUAAAAACCAAGAAGAAUGAUCAAUCUGAAACUACCAUCACAACGGAAGUAAACGAGAUUGCAGUGCCAACCAUUGUAAUUGACGAAGCCCAAAUGAAUGGCAAUGACUGUUAAUUAAGAAAUGGGCUGAAAGAAAGGUUCAUAUUUUUAGCAUUUCAAAUGUAAAACAAAUACUGGUCUUCCUGUGUUAAAUACCCCUUCAAUUAAAGACCACUUUUCCCAAAUUAACAAAU
Anneissia japonica is the source of this 5391-nucleotide messenger RNA. RefSeq names its product protein unc-13 homolog D-like. Bases 104 to 5272 code for a protein of 1722 amino acids. The record is from RefSeq and is a predicted model, not a curated record. The transcript has 28 exons. Lineage: Eukaryota; Metazoa; Echinodermata; Crinoidea; Comatulida; Comatulidae.